AUGAGUGAUUCUAUAAGAACCUCCUUCCGGUGUGGUUUGCGAGGAUUUCAUGUCUACCAAGAUAUCUGGAAACCAGUAAUUGGAGAAACCUUGCAUUGCAUCCAUGAAAGAAACAAUAUUCAUGAUCGUUAUGCGAUAGCAGCAACCAAGCGACUUCCAGGACGGUUAGCUGAUUCAAUUGUGGGUCAUUUACCAAGAGAGAUUUCGAGAUGCACUCGUUUUCUCAUUUCACGAGGCGGGAACGUCAAAGUGACGGUAAUAGAUUCCAAGCAUCGACGAUCACCACUCAUACAGGGUGGCCUUGAAAUCCCUGUCACUGUUUGCAUCGAACUCGACUCCACCUCCAAAAAUAUUUUAGUGUUGGAACGUUACAAGAAACUUGUGAAUGAGAACUACAAGAAGCCAAUUAAUGGCAAUUUUGACGACUGUAAGAAAGACAUCCUAAGGGAUUUGUACGAAUCUAGCGAUUCAGAUGAAGAUGACACCAGUAGCAUAGAUUAA
This is a messenger RNA of Pocillopora meandrina, 501 nucleotides long. The record is from the annotation of a GenBank genome assembly. NCBI's taxonomy places the organism in Eukaryota, Metazoa, Cnidaria, Anthozoa, Scleractinia, Pocilloporidae.